GUUGCCGGCAACUUUGAUAACCACAGCUCAAGAACUCCUGCAACUGGUGAGUGUGUGUUUUUACUCUGAUCUCCAUCUGCAGUCACAAAAAACCAACCCACCAAGAAUGAGACUGCCAAGACUGCAAAUUUAUGUGAUUAUAUAGAGCAUUGCUUGCUUUCCUUCUGCUACUGAUGAAUGUUACUGUAAAUGUGCAACAUCUGCUCCGCUAGCAGAGAGGUCCCCUGUGAGCGCGCUUCUCCAGACAGUGACAUCACGGCGUUAUCUAGCCAGCGUGUAAGCAGGCAGGCUAGCAGCAGGCUGUUCUUCCUCUGGAGAGCUCUCCCCUGCUACACCACCGCAGACUGCUACAACCGAAGAUAAGAGUGUCUUGAUUUUUACCUCUUUAGUGAGUACCAAACAUGGAUAGUUUCCAAACAAUCCUGAAGUUCUUUAUGAACCGGAAAACCGCUAUAGGUUACAGCUUUAUGGCACUGCUGACAAUGGGAGGUGAACGUGUGUUUUCUCUUGUUGCUUUCAGAUGCCCCUGCAGCAAUGAGAACUUCAGGUACGGUUUGGUAUUUCUCUUCUCCCCAGCUUUUGUUUUGCUAGUUAUUGGAUAUUUCUUGAACAGCAAGACCUGGAAACUCUUUACAGGCUGCUGGGUGAAUCCCAGAAAAAUAUUCCCCAGAGGCAAUAUCUGCCAUUGCUUUUACAUCUUUGGACAAAUCACUUUAAACGCUCUGGUAGCCCCAGUGAUGUGGCUUUCGGUGGCUUUGCUCAACGGGACUUUUUACGAAUGUGCCAUGAGUGGCUUGAAAAAUCCUGCCUACUUACAUGCAGUUUGCGACAGCAAAUCUGCGAAGUGCUUUGAAGAGCUACACAAGGUAGUCUGUGACAAAAGCUCCAUGCCCUUUUCAGAGAGCGAUGAACUGAAACGAACUCUUCAAGCACAGUCCCAGAUUUUAGGCUGGUGUGUGAUCGUUACCACAGCUCUUCUCUCCCUGCUCACCACUUGCUGUGCCAGCUGCCAGUCGAAAGUCAGCCACCUCCAGCUGAUGUUCUGGAGGGUGUACACGGAGAAGGAGAAGGAGCAACUGGAGCAGAUUUUCCAGCUGUAUGCCACCAAGCUGAGUGAGCGAAACCUGAAGUGCUUUUUUGAGAACAAGGAACCAGAAGCGAUUUCCCUGCCGGCUUUUCAGGCAUGGGAAGAUGCUUCCCAGCUCUACUCUUUCAGCAGUAGCAAACAGCAUUAUAGCACAAUUCAUAAGCUAGUUGAAGAAGGCCAGAAAGAAAUCCAUGAGGAAAGAGAGACAAUGCUGGACUUUGCAGACAGAAGGGAGAUACCAUAGAUAGAAUAUAUUUUCAGCUUUUUUCUGUCUUGAUAAUACAGCGUACUUCUAGCUGGUUUCAUCUCUGUAUUUUUUCACAGUGGCCUCUUUCUUCUUCAUCACGUUGCCUCCCAGUUACAAACUUGCUCCAAAAGGAUGGAAUGAAAUUAAUUCCCUACAUCAGUGAAAAGGCUGCAGUCCUCCAUGACACCUAGGGUUCAUGCUGUACUAAUGUUGCUGGGUCUGGAUCAAGACCUGACAGCGAAAAGAGAUGAAUAAUGACUUCUACAAGAGGGUUUUAACAAUAUCCUAUGUAAAAGGUGCUAUAUAUACUCGUCCUAUGUAAAAGAGACUAUCAUAAAGUAACACUAUUUAAUAGGUCUGAAUAUAAUAAUAGAAGAUGUCUGUGGCUUUCUGACAGCCCGUAGAAAGCAGAGGUUUUGCUUCCAGGCCAUUUCCAGGCCAUUUGCAGGUACAGCAUUGUUUUGAGGCACCAGUGGUCACUCACAGCAUCAGAGCGUCUUUGGACUCCUGUUGCACCUAGAACACCACGGAUGGUCCCAGUGAUCAGCCCUGGUCUUCUAGUCCCUGAGACAUGGGGCAGCAACCUCCACUGACAGUGAGGUGCCAGGUAAAUUUUUAGACAAAUCGUAGAGCCGAAGCAUACCAAGAACUUGAAAUUACCAAAUGGUUUGGCAUUUUCAUGUUUUUGUUAAAAAAUAACAUGCUAUUUCAAAACAUAAUUAGUCAUUGUUAGUGCUUUGUUACAACAAGGAAAAUGCAUCACUGAUAUUUUGCCUCCGUAGAGUACUUGGUAUUAUCUCCUCCCACUGAAAAUUUCUCUCUUUACCUGUAUAAAGCUCCUGUUUUGAGUGGGUUUUGGGCACUGGGUGCAGCCUAUAGAGCUAUGUAUUAUUGUUUGUACUGGGCCUGCAGCCAGUGCACAACAGAGGGCCUGGAAGGAAAUUCCACAUUUUAAGACAAGAAAAUAUUUUUGCAACAGGCUGAUUUUCAUUUUUCUGAAUAGCUUAGGAAACUCAGUGUCUGGAGCAAGAGGAACCGGCAGGCAACGCAGGUGAGGUGACUGCACAGUCAGUGCUUCUGACAAAUGCAUUUCACCCCAGAGCCCUGGGCUCUACCUCACCUACUUGGAAUUCACCACGUGGCUCUCACACAGGGUGUCCAGAGUCUUUGCAACCACUGUAUAAAAGGAGAACAAAGCUUCUGCCAAGUUUCUUUCCCUGGGGUGACUGGGCAGGCUUUUAUGCAACAUUUUACUGCCAGUCUCCCUGAGUCUGCAAAGAAUCAUAUUUUUGCUCUGCUUGAAUCAGGCUCUUAUCAACAAGCCAGGGUACUCUGCCCAGCUGUUAAAAUACUCACUACACUUCUUCAGCAGAAAAAAACAUCUAGCUGCAUUUAUAGACCAUUACUCCUUUUUAAAAUAAAAUCCAAGAGCUAAUUCCACUGUCUGCUUAGAAUCUUCUCUGUGUGGUUUGAAGAAUUUGUGGUCUUUGAGCAAAUGCUUUAAAUUUUUUUAUCCCAGCUGACCCACUUCGUAGCAGACUUAGAACAUGUUAUAUGCUUAAAUGUACCUGCUGCAGCUGAAAGCACAGAGGCAACACUGCCAAAAUGAAAGUCACAACAGCAGGCGUGUCUGACACCAUGUCUGGCACGUACGCAUUUUUUCUCCCCGGGCUCCUCUCCUGGUAUAGCAACUAUCUAAUUCCAGGGUACGUGUCGCUUCCCAUUUGUCCGCUUUUCUCUUUCUUUAUGAGAGAUGCCCCAACAUCUACUGCCCAGUCCCCAUCUCACCGCCUCCCUACAUGCGAGGGGAGAGGACACACCGUCUAACAGAAUGUCCCCCCUGCCUGGACCAAACUUCCCUUCCCAAAGCUGCCUUUCCACCUCCUUUCUCACUGAUACCGCAGAAAACCAAAGCAAGUAGGGACGCAAAGUAGGUUAACGAGCCGAUCAAGGUAUAUGGGAAACAAGCGAGUUGGUGUAAGGAUGAGGUCUCCACUGUGAUACAAGAGCUGGGACACAGAGGCAAAAGCAUAGUUGGCAGAGGGAAAGGUAGGAGGGAUCCCACGUCGGGCUUUGGGCACCCUCUUUUUCCUCAGGAGAAGGCUCAAAGCUCUGCACCUGAGUAGCCAGGUCCAUCUGAAACAGGAGUGUUUCCCAGCCUGGCCUUCUCCUUUAUCGUGGAGGGGGAAAACCGAGGUGCGUUCUCCUCUCCUCAUCCUUACCCUGCUUCGUGUUCACAGGUGAAGGCACGGUGGGAGCAUCUCACCUCCGAGAGCAGCUGCUGAACACUUAGUGCUGUAACAUGUGCCUGGUAGGACCCUAAGUCUCUCGCUGACCCUCGUUCCCAGGGCUGCGCUACUCUUAACUGUGUCAUCUUACCAAAAUGCCUGUGACUUAAUGCAAUUGCCACGCGGAUAUAAAAACAGACAAAAAUAAAAGCCAGUUUGACCCUAUGUUUUCAGCUGGAGUCUGGUUUUGGCAAACUUAACCCUGUCCUUCAAGCAGUUAUCGCAAAAGAUGUUUUGUAUCAACAUUGCCCUUGAAUUGAAGUUCAGCAGCUACCAUGGCAGCUCAGAAGGAGGCAAAGGCUAUUAUCAACACUAUCCAAAACAAACCAGCUGGAAAAAAAAACCCCAAAGAGUAGAAUCAACUUUUUCUCUUGGAAAUUUAGAUUUUGCAUUAACUCUGAUGUCUGUCAAAAUAUGAGUGCACAAAUAAACAGGAAACUUCUUCUCGA
Molecule: messenger RNA, 4071 nt
Organism: Aquila chrysaetos chrysaetos
Lineage: Eukaryota; Metazoa; Chordata; Aves; Accipitriformes; Accipitridae
Gene: CALHM5
Product: calcium homeostasis modulator family member 5
Exons: 2
Coding region: 402-1331 (309 amino acids)
Molecular function (GO): monoatomic cation channel activity
Source: RefSeq, a predicted model, not a curated record